AUGUCCGGCCCGUACAGCCAGUUCCUGGAUCUCGACAACACCCGGGAUCCGUACGCCUUCGAGGAUCCAGACAUCUUCCAGAACCCAAUCCUCAACGACAUGUCCCUCUUAGGACCUGAUGAGUACCAGCAGUCAUACAAGCCUCAGUCGCAGUACCAGCAACCAUGCAACCCCCCUCAGUCGCAGUAUCAGUCGCCAUACACGAACAACUUCCAGCAGUCGAACUACCAGUCUCCAUACAACAACAACAACCCCUACCAGCAACCCUUGAACAAUAACGCCUACAUCCAGCCUCCCCCUCCUCCCCAACAGACGCUCACCGAAACCGCAGAGCCCCUCUCCAAACGUCUCCGAUCUCGUCACCCAAAGCCCAUCCCCGUCCCCGCUCGCUCAACGACACCCGACGGCGAACCCCCCUACCACCUAACCCUCUUCUCCUCCCACAACCUCCCAGGCACAGUCUCCUCCCUCCUCACAGCCCACCUCCAAGUCCCCCUCUACACAACCCUCGAAGAGCGCACCCGCCGCGAGAACGAAAUCAAGCACCUCUUCUCCGCCAACACAAACACAACUCUCCCCCCUCCCUCGCCGCGCGUGAAGAAUCUCCCAGGCCUCGCCGACUCCUCCUCGGCCACAAAGAUCUACAAAAUCCGCGCCGCCCCCUGCCCCCCCGAAAUCACCUCCCUCCCCCCCCAACCCGACCUCGGCAAAUUCAUCAAAAUCGACGACUCUCUCGGUCCCAAAGACGACCCCCGGCGCAUACAGGCGAUGGACUACAACAACCACCUGGCAGCCUUGCGCCUCCGCAACCUCAAGAACCGCAACAACGUCGCCGCGAUGCGCAGCCGGAACCGGCGCGACAGGGCGGCGGUGCUCCGCGCCGAGGAGGCGAGCUUCGCGAAGGCGGAGUGUCGGUACUGGAAGGCCAAGGCUAUCGCUGCUGGCGCGGACCCAAAGGGUUGGGAGUAUCUGCCGGAUGUGGCCAAGGAGGCUGUCACUGCGGAUUACCGUAUUGACGCGUUGGAUUUCUUUCAGGACGUGGGCGAGGUCGCGCCUGCUACGCCCAAAAAGGUCCUCAAGAGAAAGCGUUGA
This is a messenger RNA of Colletotrichum lupini, 1092 nucleotides long. RefSeq lists its product as uncharacterized. The transcript has a single exon. Bases 1 to 1092 code for a protein of 363 amino acids. Gene Ontology annotation, biological process: regulation of DNA-templated transcription. Gene Ontology annotation, molecular function: DNA-binding transcription factor activity. NCBI's taxonomy places the organism in Eukaryota, Fungi, Ascomycota, Sordariomycetes, Glomerellales, Glomerellaceae. The record is from RefSeq and is a predicted model, not a curated record.